AUGAAGUUACUUGUAUUGACUAUAGCCAUCGUAGCAGUUUAUGCUGUGCCAAAGUCUGCUAUGGAGAACGUAACACCAUUUGAUUCUGUCGAUACCGAUAACAAUGGAGCUAUCGACUACAACGAAUUCGAGAAAUGGCAAAAGUCAAAACUUGGCGAGUCCAGCGAUUCCAAAAUCAAAGGUGUAUUCCAUCAGUACGAUGUUUCGCGUGACCAAACUCUGGAUGUGGCCGAAUUUGUGCCACUUGCUUAUGAAAUUAGCCGUAAACCGGUUGAUACUGCUGAAGAAAUCUUUAGACGCAUGGAUCUGAACAGUGACCAAAUUGUCGAUCAGAAUGAAGCUGCUACCGCGCGCAAAGAAAGUGAUGCAAGCAUCAUUGAUAGCGUUUUCGAGGCCGCAGAUGUGAAUGAUGACGGUCAGCUUACUUACGCAGAAUUCGUCGCUCAGCUCAACUACAACAGACCUAAAAGCAGGAAGGAGGCCGAUAGGGAGAUGGCUUAUCAGAUUCUGAGCUAUAUCGACGUAGAUCGUGAUGGAAAGCUAUCGCAAGACGAAAUCUACAACUUCGCUAAUGUCUAUAACAAGCUCUCGAAAGAAGAAAUCGCCAAAGUGAUUGCUACUCUUGACGCUAACAAUGACGGUUUUCUGACAGUCGGAGAAAUCGAGCGAAUCCCAGGAAAAAUGUCUCAGUUGGCCAACAUCCAAACACCGCCCACUGUUUAG
Messenger RNA from Cylicocyclus nassatus, 723 nucleotides. The record is from the annotation of a GenBank genome assembly. Lineage: Eukaryota; Metazoa; Nematoda; Chromadorea; Rhabditida; Strongylidae.